Messenger RNA from Galendromus occidentalis (western predatory mite), 1979 nucleotides. RefSeq lists its product as uncharacterized. NCBI's taxonomy places the organism in Eukaryota, Metazoa, Arthropoda, Arachnida, Mesostigmata, Phytoseiidae. The coding region runs from base 234 to 1979 and encodes 581 amino acids. The transcript has 10 exons. The record is from RefSeq and is a predicted model, not a curated record.
CGCGCACAAGCGCACACGUCACAUUGAGCAAGGAACGCGCUACUCAAAACGCGCAACGCAAGAAAUUUCAUUGUUGUGUAUCUCGGAAAACCUUCUCUGAACGAGCGAGUGUUCUCCGCAGAGCACCGACAGUGUCAGUCCGGGCGUUUUUCCGAGGAAUUUCGGGCUCGUCGGCGUGAAGAAACAAGGGACUCGACAUCUUCCUAGCAGACUCCACAGACAAGUGUACCAAGAUGCCGAGCAUAAUGGAUUGUUCAGGCCCCAACCUGAAAUGCUGGUAUAAAAACUGCUUCUUCUCGUCGAUUACUCAGAAAGGUUUGAAGAUUCACCUGUCUCAAGUGCACAAUUACCAACUACGGGACAACAAAGCUCGGCCGGUGAAAGGUUCGAGGCAACGACGCAAGACCCCAACGGCUCGGGGACCUACUCUUCCGGAUCCGCGAUGUAGACAGCCUUACAUUUGCACUCUCUGUAUGUUCGCUGGUAUGAACAAAGAGCAACUCGCACGACACCAUCAGCAAGAACACAUGACCGGGAUGAUCUACCACGAAUCCAAAAAUCAUCAUCAGAUCCGUCUGGUCCCCGACGGUGCGCCCGGUAGUUCUGGAGCGUCCCGGAAUCGCUCAGCUGCUCGACGAGAACAGACUCCGUAUAUGUAUCCAGCUCUGCAGUAUAAUGUUGUCGCGAGACCGCUCCCUCAUGAGCGUCCGGUAUAUGAGCAGUAUUUCGACGUGAACCAGAUGCCUAUGCGGUCGGACGAUUUCCAUCAGCAAACGCACGCAAUGGUUCAAGAGGCAAUGCCGUCGCAAAACGAGCAAUUCGAAAGAGGUCAAGCGUACGAGAACCAGAGAGCCUCUGCGGAUUGGGCGUCUUAUAGAUCUUCGGUUCAAACGCCGCAAGCUAUGUCUGCUGAGUUCGCCUCCACAAUGCAGAAUCGGGUUGAUGAGAGCGCGAACGCCUGGAAUUCCCAGAUGGCGCCUCAGAGAAUCGACGAUACCAACAUGCAGCUUUGGUCGAACGUUGAUCCGAUGCAAACGUUGCAGUUUGACGUGAAAAGAGACUUCAUGAACAUGGCUCAAGGUCUCAACACUGAGGUGGAACCUUGCACACAAUGUGGUUGCGCCUCAAGAGGGGGUUGCUCACAGAAAGUCGAAGCCCAGGAAGAUGUGAAUCGCAUCAUACUCGUGCAAGAGCGUGAGCAAGAAGGUGGGUCCGCCUCUAAUGAAGGGGACAAUCAUGAAGUCUACCAUCUCCAGGCCGACUCAAAUUUCAAUAACUUGAAAGCCUUGCUCAGUCCUGGUGACGAGAUAGUUCUGGAGUGCCAAACAGAGGACGGACGCGAGGUUUUGUUGAGAGCGGUGCGCGCAGGUUCAGAAUCAGUAGAAGGCACAGCUGAGAGGGCUCCCGGAGUCGAUGGGUUGACUGUGGCCUUGGCUUCUUCGACCAUCAAGGUCCCAGAUACGAAGGGCGACGACACUGUUACCGAGGAGAACGCUUUCACCGAGGAUUCUCCGGCGGCCCAGACUCAAGCCGAAACAUCGGAACCUACGAUGCAGUCGGCCGAAGAGUCGAUGCAGUCGAAUAUACAGCCAGCCGGAGAGUCUCUGCCACAAUUGUUCCCAGAGCUUUUCGAAGAUGACCCGGUCAAUUCAGGCCUCGAAUCUAUCUCGUGGCAGUCCGGAGACACCGAAGAGUUCGAGAACUUCUUCGAAGUUUGCAAGAAAUCAGAGUACUUGUCCGCUCUGUCUAACUGCAGAGGCGUCAGAGACGAUAGCGGCUCAUUGUUCUUGAGAUGUGGUCUAUGCUCGUAUUCUACGGAUAUGGAUGACGCUUUGGAACAACUCCAAAUCCACUUCAGGAGGCAUAUGGAUACGCAUUUUCAAUGCAAGAGUUGUGAGUUCACAUGCGGCCUCCGGGAAGAGAUGGUGGUCCAUGUCGGCACUCAGCACUAUGCUCCGAACAAUGAGUCCCUCUUCUAG